Messenger RNA from Etheostoma spectabile (orangethroat darter), 5850 nucleotides. It is a transcript of the gene sona, whose product is annotated as SON DNA and RNA binding protein a. The coding region runs from base 234 to 3734 and encodes 1166 amino acids. Gene Ontology annotation, molecular function: RNA binding. The record is from RefSeq and is a predicted model, not a curated record. Gene Ontology annotation, biological process: regulation of mRNA splicing, via spliceosome; regulation of cell cycle. The transcript is spliced from 10 exons. NCBI's taxonomy places the organism in Eukaryota, Metazoa, Chordata, Actinopteri, Perciformes, Percidae.
ACCGCGCAACAUUGCAUUUUGGGAUACCUUUCUCCAUCAUGGCGGAUUAGGUAGUCGGCUAACGUUAACGGUUAGCAUAUUCAGCGAUUGUUUGGUUUCACACAUUGAAGGGGUGCAGCUAUCUGGCAUUUUCCACACAGGGACUGCAUCCACCGAACCUAAACUGGUGUUGAGUGACGGUGCAGCACGCCAGUGUCAUUAAGAGGGCAUUUUACAAAAUUGGGGACAGCACAAUGGAAUGUGCAUUGGGCAUACCGUCAGGUGAUGAAGAGGCACCUGAGAAAGAUGAAAUGAAUGCCAAGGAAGGGAUUGAGCCACCCCACAAGAAAAACAAGAAGCACAGAAAACACAAGAGCAAGAAGAAGAAGAGGAAGAAGAAGGGGGAAAAGGAGAGCAGUUCAGAAUCUGGUGCUGAGUCGGAUGCAGAGCCUCCGCCGCCGCCGAGGGCUGUCAGGACCACCAGAGCCAGUGCCAGACUGGCAGCAGCUACAGGAGCUGGAGACCCAGCUGGGCUAAAGGAGGAGUGCAGAAGGGAUGUAAUUACAGAUCGUGCAGACACAGAGGGAGAUGCAAAAUCCAAAAAACACAAAAGACACGCUGCCAAGAAGAAGAAAAAGAAGAAGAAGAAAGAAGAAAAGCAGGAAAAGAAAUCCCCAUCUCGCUCUCCAUCUGAAAGCAGCUCAGCUUCAGGCUCUGAGUCUGAAGGUGAAGGAGGGAAAGGGGCUGGUGAUGGCAAAUACUCUCCUGCUGCAGCAUCUGAACUGCAAGACCCUGCAUCCAAACUGGUUUCAAAAAGCAAACGAGGGGAGAAACCUGAAGUGCUUGGAGUGAAGAAAGAGGAGCUAUCAGAUAUGGAUGUGUCCCCAUCUGGAGGGAAGGGCAGUAAUACCAAUCGAUCUGAAAAAGAUAUCAGGUCCCCCUCCGCAGGCCAGGAUGAGAUAACACAGACAGUAAUGGUUAAGACAGAAGGUAGUCAUGCUGAUGGUACAUUCAGCCAUGCCCAGGAACUCCCUGACAUUAUCCCUAAACAGGAAGCUGGUACUGCAAGAGAUGACCCCGUCCUGAAAGAUCAGGCAAAUUCAACUCAGAAGGCAAAGGUCAGGGAGCGUGAUUCAUCCAGGUCCAGGUCUCCUUCCCCUCCCAGGAGCAUAGACAUUAAAAGGUCUGGGUCAAGUCAUAGUCGUUCCCCAACAUCUAGUCCUAGCAGGCAGCACUCUGACGGGCAAACAGCAUCAGCAAAGAAAGAACGAUCAAGGACCCAUUCCAGGUCAACCUCUAAGGGAAAACGGUCUACCACCCCUAUAAAGUGUCGGCAGCUUUCCCGCUCUCAGUCACGCUCUCAGUCCCCUAAAUCUAGGAAGAAGUCUCUCACCCCGUCUCCCAAGAGAGCUAUCUGUCAGUCCCGGUCGACCUCUCGCUCCCUCACACCAAAGAAGAUAUCAAAGUCUCCAAGGAAGUCAAAGUCUCCUAAACGUCGGAGGAGUUCAUUGUCUGUUUCUCCAAAGCGACGCAGAAGUUCCCGCUCUCCUAAAAGAAAGGUGUCACGAUCCCCUAAACGUGGGGGGCGCAGGUCCCCCUCCCUAUCUCGGUCUCCAAGGAGAAGUCGAAGGUCAGAGUCACGACCCCGUGGAGGCACAACUCACUCCAGGGCCCGCUCACCUAGAAGAGGUGGUGCAGUUGGCAGGCAUUCAAGGUCACGUUCAAUCACUAGAAACCGCCGCUCCAGCUCUAAAUCAAGACGCCCUAUACGCCGCUCUCGGUCGCGAUCACUGGCAAGACGUGCAGGAGGUAGGCGCUCCAGGAGUCGAUCUUUGUCUAAACGUAGGCGGUCACCACCCCCCAGAUCCCGCCGCUCACGCUCCCGGUCAACCCGCAGAAGCAGGCGAACUCGGUCACGAUCCGUUGUAGUCCUCAAGCGCAACCGGCGCUCCAGAUCUAAAAGUCCCCGAAAACGUACCCGUUCCAGAACCCCUCCCUGUCGACGGCGCUCCCGUUCCCCCGCCAGGAGAAAUCGUUCUCCACCGAGGUCUGGCAAACGGUCCAAAUCUCGCUCGUUGUCUCAAAGGCAUCGGUCAAAGUCACACUCGCCACUACCUGUCAAGAGGAAGUCCAAAUCUCCUAGGAAGAGUGGAAGAAGGUCAAAGUCUAAAUCUGUCUCUGUAGGCUUGAACAGAUCCAAGUCCAGGUCUGAGUCAAGUGAUGGGCGUUCAGACAACUCCUCCCCUGCCAGAUCCACAUCAUCUUCUCCUGUUAAACAGAUAAAGGCUUCCUCUCCUGAAGCAAAGCAGACAACUGGAGAAAGUGGAGGAUUUACAGCUACAGCAGGUGCCUGGAAACCCAUGCCCUCAUCAGAUGCCUCCAGCCCCCAAGCGAGGAGUUCCUCAGAUACGUUGCAGGAGCAGCCUCAGGCGCUUUCUCCCAACCAUGACAAGGAGCAGAGGCCGCGUGCCAGCUCAUCCAAUGAACGAAAUGUUUCCAGGUCCAGGUCUGGUUCUAGAGAGCCCAGCACUGGCCCAGAUGGGUCAGAUUGUUCAGCAGCAUCAGAUGAAGAAGAGGUUUCUUCCUCCCCAGUUAAAAUGGUAUCUAAACACCAGAAAAGCUCAACUUCUUCACCUCGACGAUCAACGUCCAAGUCUACAUCUAGAAGGAAGCAGUCAAGGUCCAAGUCUCCUGUGAGAAAAAGAGAAUCUGUCUCUCCAUCAGAAAGGAAGAAACGGCGGUCCAAGUCUCGGAGUCCUGCCUGGCGAAGGAGGUCGCGCUCUGCCGCACGUCGUAAACGUUCACACUCCAAGUCACGAACCAGAAUCCGGCGAUCCAAGUCCCGCUCUCCUGCCCGAAAAAGACGAUCUCGCUCACCCAAUGCCCGUGGGAAGAGGAGGUCCAAAUCCACAGACAGAAGCAAGCGAUCAAAGAGCCGCUCCACAGGCCGGAGGAAAAGGUCAGGAGACAGAAGUAGGCGAUCAAGGUCUCGUUCUUCUGAUCGCAGACGCAGGUCUAGGUCAAGGGGCCGAGGGAGGCGCCCGGUGUUUCGCAGUCGUUCGUUUGAUAGGCGGGACAGGUGGAAAAGGGAACCCAGUCACUCUCCAGUUCUCAUUCUUCGCAAACAGCGACGCUCAGGGUCCCGAACACGACGCAGCACCAGCAAGACUCCUCCACGCCUCACUGACCUGGAUAAGGACCAGUUGCUGGAGAUAGCCAAAGCUAAUGCUGCUGCUAUGUGCGCUAAGGCAGGGGUUCCCAUUCCUGAGAGUCUUCGGCCGAAAGCCAUUCUCCAGCUCCCUCUACCCACUCCAUCUCCUACCCCCCUCUCCUUACCUCUACCUUUACCUCUCCCAAUGGGCAUGGGGAUGCCCAACAUGCCGAAUAUGCCCAACAUGGGUCAAAUGGGGAUGCCCAAUAUUCCAGGAAUGCCCAGCAUGUCAAACAUCACCAUGAGUGCCGCUAUGGCAAGUAUGACAGCAGCUACAAUGACAGCUGCCCUGACCAACAUGGGUGCCCUGGCAGCCAUGCCUCCCCUGGCCCCACUUCCUACAAUCACUAACAAACCUCCCCCAUGUCUCGUCCCCCCAACGCCAACCCUUAACCUGGACCACAUCGAGGAAGCAAAGAGGAAGGUCACACAGCAAGCUAACAUUCACACCAUCAAGGAGCUUACUGAGAAGUGUAAGAUGAUUGCAAAUAGCAAGGAGGAGAUGGCUAUUGCUAAACCCCAUGUCUCAGACGAUGAAAGCUAAAACCGCCAAGCCCUCACGACACGACUCCUCAAAGACUAAUGAAAGUAAAAAAAAAAAAAAAAAUGUUUUACAGGAGGACCUACCUUCCCACAGUUCCCUUUGGCAGCCAGAUGACCUGACUGAGCCUCAUAAACCACCGAGAAGAAGAGCACCCAAGUUGUCGACCAGAGUGAACUAGACACAUUGACAUGUUGUAUGACUGUAUAGUGAGUGUGGGUCUGUGUGUGAAUUGUUGGUUGGUGGGUCGGUGUGUGUACUGUGUAUAUAGUUAAUUUCACCACCUCAGUGUUUCUGCUCAUUUAGGCAGUCACUGACUGAAGAGGAAACCAAACUAACUAGUGUCGCAAGUGUUUUGUAAAAGAUUAGUUUCUCUAAAUUGCUUUUACUUUUAUGCUUUAAAGAAUUGUGUUAAGUGGAGACUGCUUCCUUGUUCUGCUGUAUUCCCCUUAGUUAGCGCCAAUUCCUAGUUUUAUAAACAAAUAAUGCAGACAACGUUUUGGUAGAUUCUUACACGUGAUUUGUUUUCACAAGCCCAGGUUUUCAGGGCAAAUGAGUGACCACGUGAAUCCUGGAACAUGGUGCCAGACCUGAUUUUUUUGAAGGAAUGGAAUAACUGAAUAUAUUGGAUGCAAGAAGGUUUGCUUUUUGGCUAUGACGCACAUUCAUUCACAAAACAUUACUUUUAGCACUGCCCUGGGUGUGAUUUUUCCUCCUUCUAAACUGCACCAACCUAAUCUUUGACUCUACCCUGGUUUUUCAUAUUGGACUAUGUUGGGGGAUUUUCUUUGGAAACAUGUUUGCUGUAUAUUUAAUGGCAUUUUAUCUGCCACACUUUUAACACCAAUAUCCUAACAUGCAGUGUUUUGCAGAUAUAAUUUAAGAUCCACAAAAAGCAUACAAUUUGUAUUCCCUGGGGAUUGCCAUGAUAGGGUUUUAAAAAAAGACAUUUGAUUGAGUGUAAACAUGAAAGGCCUAUGUUUCUAUUAUUUGUUAUCCAGGUUUGAUUUUAAAAGCAAUGCAGGUUGAUGGCUGUCUUGGAGAACCCUCAUGUCUGGACCUUGCCAUCAGAACAUAACCUACCAUAAUACCCAAAAUCCCAGAUUCAUAUCACAACUGAGCUCCAAUUGACGGGACCUUGAGCCACCAAGCUUUAGCUAUAGCAAUGUAAAAAACAAAAAACAGAUGAGGGAUAAUGUAACUUCCAAUAAACUUAACAAUGUAAAUGGCGGUAGUUAUUACCUUAGAAUAAAAUUUCUAAUUCACUGUGUUGCUGAAUACAUGAUAAACAAGUUUUUUUUUUAUAUAUAAAUAUGCUUUAGAUAUUCUUUUGCCUUUCUGUUGCUGUUUACAUUAUUAAAACAAUUAUGAGUAGCUUUUAUUGAGGCACAUAUGAAGAACAAUUAAUGUUAUUUUGCUGGGGCUGACAAAUUACUUACAGUGGUUAUAGAGUUGAAUGCAGAACGUUGAGUAUGUCCUGAACUGUGCGAUUGUUAAUCCAAGUUUUUUGCAUAGACAAUCAAGGUUCUUUGUCUUGAGGCUUUUUUUGUUUUUUUGAAGAAAGAACUAUAACCACAAUUUAUACAUCUUGCAGCAUUGCAAAUAUGAGACAAUUGUCAUGGAUCAGUGCAAACAAUGGAAAAACCCAACAAGCCCUUUUCAUUUAAUCCACUGACUUAAUAUUUGUUGUAAAUGUUGCCCUUGCCCCUAAUUGGUCUUCUGUGUUAGCUGCGUCUGGAUAAACACGUACAUGUUUUACUGAAUGCUUUUGUACCCUUGGAUAACUGAUGAACAAGACAAACUUGGUGCUUUUGGUAAAUUUGGCAGUGUUGAGGUUUUUGAGGAAUCUUGCGCUCUUAACUCAUUUAUUCAUUUUGUCAACCUCCCACACCCAGGGCUGUUUAACUGGAAGAUGAUCUGUUAUGGUUUCCAACUAUACUGUCUGUACCAAAAGAAUUGUUGAAUUGAUCCCUUGAGUUACUCUUUAGCUAUUUUAAUGACAGAUAAAAGAUGAAAAUGCAUUUUAGGAAUCUUUUUUGUUGUUGUUGGGCUAAUUGAAUAUGACAUUGCCUGCUUUGUACAUAAAUGUGUUGAUUAUUAAAAACCUCAAUGAUCUGUA